GUGAACAGGACAAAUUUAAUUAGCAAGCAGUUGCGGCUACACUUAGCACUACUACUAUAACAAUAUAAAUUAGGUUUAAUAGUGUAACAGUUACACCUAAACUGAGAAUUACUGUUCGUAAACUACAGAUUCAUUCCAUGAUGGCGGAGCUGUAAAAUCACUGACAUAUAUGUGUUAAAUGCGCUGCUUUUAUAGCAGGACUCGUUUAGGAAAAGCUGAUUUAUGCUAAACCGGUGAUCAUGGCUUCAGUAAUUCUGACAACUCAAAUCAACACAACUAUAAACAAACAUCUACUGAAACUGAUCUGGACCAAAGGAUCUGUCAGACAUGCUACACUGGGCAGGAUUGAGAAAGUCCUCAUUGCAAACAGAGGUGAGAUAGCUUGCAGGGUGAUUCGGACAGCUAAGAAAAUGGGCGUUCGCUCUGUUGCAGUGUACAGUGAUGCAGACAGACAUUCCAUGCAUGUGGCCAUGGCAGAUGAGGCGUAUCAUAUUGGACUUGCAGCGUCACAGCAAAGUUACCUGUGCAUGAACAAGAUCCUGGAUGUGGCUAAGAAAUCCUCUGCACAAGCGGUGCAUCCUGGAUACGGUUUCCUGUCUGAAAACACAGAGUUUGCUGAACUGUGCAAACAGGAGGGCAUCAUCUUCAUCGGCCCACCUUCAUCUGCCAUUCGCGACAUGGGAAUCAAGAGCACAUCUAAACACAUUAUGUCAGCUGCUGGCGUGCCUAUCAUUGAGGGUUACCAUGGAGAGGACCAAUCAGAUGAGAAGCUUCAAAGCGAGGCAGCGAGGAUUGGUUACCCUGUGAUGAUCAAAGCUGUUCGUGGUGGCGGUGGGAAAGGAAUGAGAAUUGCACACACUGAAGCAGAUUUCCAUGAACAGCUUGAGUCUGCAAGGAGAGAGGCCCGCAAAUCAUUCAAUGAUGAUGUCAUGCUGAUAGAGAAGUUUGUGGAGAACCCCAGACACGUGGAGGUGCAGGUGUUUGGUGAUCAGUAUGGUAAUGCAGUAUAUCUCUUUGAGAGAGACUGUAGUGUUCAGAGACGACACCAGAAGAUCAUAGAAGAAGCUCCAGGGCCAGACAUUGGUCCUGAGGUCAGGCGGCGACUCGGGGAGGCAGCAGUGCGGGCGGCUAAAGCCGUCAACUAUGUGGGAGCAGGCACAGUGGAAUUCAUCAUGGACGCGCAGCACAAUUUCUACUUCAUGGAGAUGAACACACGACUGCAGGUGGAGCAUCCAGUGUCCGAGAUGAUCACAGGAACUGAUCUGGUGGAGUGGCAGCUGAGGGUGGCAGCGGGCGAGAGGUUGCCCCUUACUCAGGAGCAGAUUGUGUUGAGGGGUCACUCUUUUGAAGCCAGAAUUUAUGCUGAAGACCCCAGUAAUAACUUCCUCCCCGGAGCAGGACCACUGCUUCAUCUGUCCACCCCUCAGGGAGAUCAGAGCACACGAAUCGAGACAGGGGUUCGAGAAGGCGAUGAGGUGUCUGCUCACUAUGACCCAAUGAUUGCUAAACUGGUGGUUUGGGGUGAAGAUCGCUCCGCUGCUCUAAAGAGACUCCGAUACUGCCUACGACAGUAUAAUAUUGUGGGUCUCAACACCAACAUUGAGUUUUUAUUGAGUCUUUCGGGGCAUCCCGAGUUUGAAGCGGGGAAUGUUCACACCAGUUUCAUCCCGCAGCACUAUGAUGAGCUGUUCCCCGCACCUCAGAGCCCGUCUGGAGAGGUGCUGUGUCAGGCGGCUCUGGGUCUGCUGCUACAAGAACAACAGCACACACAGAAGUACAGGAACCAGUCCAACGACGUGUACUCGCCAUUUGCGUCCAGUAACGGGAGACGACUCAAUGUUGUGCACUGCAGGAACCUGACACUGCGGCGAGGGGACAACAAAGUGGCACUAGCUGUUACAUACCACCCAGAUGGGACGUACAGUAUGGAGACUGGAGGUGAAGUGUUCCAUGUGUCUGGAGGGCUUCAGUUGGAGGGAGACGUGACCUACCUGCGCUGCUCUGUCAAUGGAGUACUAUCCCGACCCAAACUAGUCAUUCUGGACAACACCAUACACAUCUUCUCUAUGGAGGGACAUGCCCAGGUGGACAUCCCUGUGCCCAAGUUCCUGGCUGGCGUUACUGCCUCCAGUGCACAGAGGGGCGCUGUUGCACCCAUGACAGGCACUAUUGAAAAGGUGCUAAUCAAGGUUGGAGACUUAGUCCAGAAAGGAGAUCCAUUAAUGGUGAUGAAUGCCAUGAAAAUGGAGCACACCAUCCGUGCACCCAAAGCAGGCAUCAUCAAGAAGGUGUUCUUCAAAGAGGGCUCACAGGCGAACCGCCAUGCAGCGCUGGUAGAGAUGGAGGAAGAUGAAGGAGCUGGAGCAGAGUAACCCAGUGUGACAGUAAAAAUGAUGGGCUAACACUCUGAAUUUGGACCAUCGGCAAGUUACUGCUCGUUACGAGAUCUUGAAGAAGCACUACACAUUAGUUUGGGAGACCUCAUGGUUUGACUUGUGAAACUCCAAACUUUUGCCUUUGAAAUGAAAUUUAGGCUAGUAAUUCCACCUUUAUGGCUUAUCUAAGAACACAAGAAGUACCUACUGUCUUGUGUAACUUUCUCCCAAAUAUCUUUGUAUUAUUUCUUUGUUUCUGUUUCCAUGGUUCUUUCGUUCCAGUAAUGGGUUUGCCUCAUUUUCCUGGAUGUCCACUUUUUUAAAUACAUUUUCCACUUUCCCGGUUAACCACAGGGUGACUGUGGACUUGCACUCCAUCUCCCACUUUUAAGUGUACAAGGAUUUCCAUUUCAACAAAAUCAACCCACUCAACUGUGACAUGGUUGUUCACUCAAGCUACAAUUAUUUUUUAACACAAGUUAGAAUACAGAAAACUUUGAUCAGUUUAACAAGACUAAUCUUGUUCUGUAGGUAUAAUGCACAAUUUCAAACAUUUGUUGAAGGUGCCAUACUUAUCAAAAUGAAAAUCUUUUUCUAGAAGCAUUUUAUUGUUUGUGUGAUAAGGUGCAUUGAUUCUGGUUUGACUACUGAAGGAAACCUCAUAUCUCAGAUCCUUUGUAACCAUGAUCAUUAAAGGAUAGUGGUUUUUUUCUAUGCAGUUCUGUGUUUUCAAAUCAUAAUGAACUAAUUUAUAAAUGUGGCAAAAUAUUUAGAGUUCCUAUACUUUCCCUUUCUUGUGCUGUCACUGUUUGCAACAAAAUCUGAUGAUUUAAGUAAUCCCUUCAAAUCCUGUAAGCAUAGUUUUUAAUAAAUUUUUUUCCCCCUCGGUAAGAACAGGGUCCCCACUGCUUUCCAGGCCUGGUUAAAACAGUUUUCGAUCAUCUCUAGAGCUACUGUAACAGGCCUUCUAAUGUUCCACCCAUCAAUAUUACUGCUCAUUUGAAUAAUACUUCUUGUGCAAGGUUGGGCAACUCUUAAAUGUGCAUUCAGUGGUAUCU
This is a messenger RNA of Myxocyprinus asiaticus (Chinese sucker), 3433 nucleotides long. Its product is annotated as methylcrotonoyl-CoA carboxylase subunit alpha, mitochondrial-like. Lineage: Eukaryota; Metazoa; Chordata; Actinopteri; Cypriniformes; Catostomidae. The coding region runs from base 240 to 2372 and encodes 710 amino acids. Gene Ontology annotation, molecular function: ATP binding; methylcrotonoyl-CoA carboxylase activity; metal ion binding. The record is from RefSeq and is a predicted model, not a curated record. The transcript has 19 exons. Gene Ontology annotation, cellular component: mitochondrion.